Messenger RNA from Aspergillus terreus NIH2624, 1650 nucleotides. RefSeq lists its product as uncharacterized. Lineage: Eukaryota; Fungi; Ascomycota; Eurotiomycetes; Eurotiales; Aspergillaceae. The coding region runs from base 1 to 1650 and encodes 549 amino acids. The record is from RefSeq and is a predicted model, not a curated record. The transcript has 4 exons.
AUGUUCCUUAGUUUCGCAUUGCUUCUGGCUCCGUUGGGCCCCGUGAGCGCAUUGUCCCAUGGCAAUACAGAUACCUUAGCGUCUAGUCCACUUAACUGGGCACCUUGCGACCUCAGCUUUCCUGAGGACGUCCAGAAGAACAUAGCUGUUCCCAUUGACUGCGCAACGCUUGAAGUGCCCCUCGACUAUACCGACUCAGCCUCCAGCAAAACCAUUAUGCUCCAGCUGGUUAAGGUCAAUGCGACUGAGGAGCCUGUCAAAGGCAGCGUUAUCUUCAACCCAGGCGGACCUGGAUCUUCAGGAGUGGAAGAAGUCGUGCAGAAAGGGCCGGCCUAUCGCGAUGUAUUUGGUGGUCACUUCAACGUGAUUGGGUUCGAUGCCCGUGGCACGGGAAAGACGAUCCCGUAUGUAUGCGAUGUACCAAGCGGUGCUGCCAACCCCGGAAGCCUCUUCCGUCGAGGCAACGCCACUUCGUUUCCACAAGGUGACCUCUGGGAAACACUCAAGUCCAAAGCAUGGCACGAUGGCGGUGUAUUGGCCGACGCUUGUUAUGAAAGCCAGAAGGACACCGGAAGUUUCGUGAACACAGCAUUUGUGGCCCGGGAUAUGCUGAAAAUCGUUGAUGCUCUCAACGAAGAUGGCCUCCUGCGUUUCUGGGGUCGAUCCUACAGCACUGUUCUUGGACAGACAUUCGCCGCCAUGUUUCCCGACCGCGUUGGCCGCAUGCUCCUCGACAGCAAUUUACCCGCUGAAGACUACUACUCCGGUUAUUGGUUGUCUGCUACACGUGGGACUGAUGCUGCCCUCAUGAAUUUUUUUAAUGAGUGUGUCAAUGCUGGCCCUUCGAUGUGUCCCCUUGCAAACUAUUCAGGCUCGUCGACCAGCCCUCAAGACCUUAUGGACGCGCUAUCCGAAGUAUUCCAGGAGCUCAUCGAUAACCCUAUCACUCUCCCCGAUAGCUACCCUGUAUCAUCCUGGUGGCAGCCUGGAGGCAUGGACCUUUUACUGGAAGCCAAAUUUGCCAUAUUCGCCAACCUUUAUCGUCCAGAUCAGUUUCCAGGCCUCAUGGAGAUCAUCCAAGCAGCGCUGGCCCGCAAUUACACGCUUUGGGAGACAGCAAGACCACCACCAUCCACACCCAAAUGGAAUGAGGGCACCGACGCCUUACACGGGAUUGCCUGUGUAGAUGCCACGCUCCGCGCCAGUUUACCGGAAGAUAUGUACAGUCUACUGGAAGCUCAGACGGCACAAGGCUCCUUUGCCGACGCGUUCUCACCGGAGCUGUGGCCCUGCUCGCAAUGGCGGUUUGAUGCGGCCGAACGUUACGAGGGUGGUUUCAGGAAUACCAACACAAGCUUUCCUAUCUUAUUCGUUAACGGGCUGUAUGAUCCUAUUACACCACUGAGUACCGCGUGGGAAAUAUCUGCUGGCUUUACGGCAAGUAGGCUUGUGGUGCAUGAGGGACACGGGCAUGGCUUCAUGAACCAUCCUUCAUCUUGCACCAUCCAGGCCGUUCGGGAGUACUUUGAUAGCGGCAAGCUUCCGGAACAUGGUACUCGGUGCAAGCCUGACAAGACGGCGGUUGAGUAUUUGUCGGAGCUGAUCGGACAGGCAGGAAACGGAACGGUGAAAAGGAGAGCAUCGGAAUAG